Amphiprion ocellaris (clown anemonefish) is the source of this 2443-nucleotide messenger RNA. It is a transcript of the gene nadkb, whose product is annotated as NAD kinase b. The record is from RefSeq and is a predicted model, not a curated record. Lineage: Eukaryota; Metazoa; Chordata; Actinopteri; Pomacentridae. The transcript has 12 exons. Gene Ontology annotation, molecular function: NAD+ kinase activity. The coding region runs from base 143 to 1618 and encodes 491 amino acids. Gene Ontology annotation, biological process: NADP+ biosynthetic process; NAD+ metabolic process.
UUCCGCCCCAGUUUUAUAAUGUUUGUGUUUUAACGCUUUGAGGGCAGCUUCCCUCUGUAAAUAGACAUUUGGUAGCGUCGAAAGACACCCGAUCCUUUGUGAACUAGUAUCGAUAUGACCUAAUUGCUUGUUUGUGACAAAAAUGGAGAAUUCAGAGACCAGUCCAUCAGUGAGGCCCCUGGCAGUGCCGGACAGAGGCAUGGUGCAACCCUCGGGCUCCACUGGUCAGCUGUCAGAAUCAACCAGGUCCUCGAAGCACAGGGAGCAGCCGUCCAAGUCACCAAGGAGACGGCGGGAGGGGAAGAGGUCACAGCGACGGGGGGAUGGUCAUGAACAGCUGCUGUGGGAGAUCGUGCGGCGGAGGUUGCCAGGCCAACACGAGCACUUGGAGCCCUCUGGUUCGACAAGCGACACAGCGGAAAGCUCUCCUAAGAGAAGAGCCCACUUUCUACAUGGGCCGUAUCCAGCCACUCACUUCGGACCCAAAGCCUGUAUUCUUCCCAACCCAACUUCAGUCAUGCACAUCCAGGACCCAGCCAGCCAGAGGCUCACUUGGAAUAAACCUCCAGUCAAUGUGCUUGUCAUCAGGAAGAUCAGAGAUGAAAGCCUGGUUGAACCUUUCAAAGAGCUCUGCAGGUUUCUAGUAGAGGAGAAGCAGAUGAUGGUGUACGUGGAGCGCAGGGUUGCAGAUGACGCUACACUGUCAAAGGAUGAGGCCUUCGGCUCCAUCCGCAAUCAGCUCUGCACCUUCAGAGAGGGUUAUGAUGAUAUCUCUGACUGCAUCGACCUCAUCAUCUGUCUGGGUGGGGAUGGGACUUUGCUGUACGCCUCCUCUCUGUUCCAGGGCAGCGUUCCUCCAGUUAUGGCAUUCCACCUCGGCUCUCUAGGUUUUCUGACGCCUUUCAAGUUUGAGUCAUACAAGACUGAAGUAGCUAAAGUGUUUGAAGGCAAUGCCGCCAUCACUCUGAGGAGUCGUCUAAAGGUGAAGGUGGUGAAGGACAUGCUUCAGAGAACAGGACAGCAGUCAUACAGCAGAGAGCAACAGCAUGAGCAAAAUGGACUCCUUCCUCAUGGACAUACCAACAGUGAGGCCGGCAAGGUCACCUUGCAGCUGCAGGUGUUGAAUGAGGUGGUGGUGGAUCGAGGCCCGUCCUCCUACCUGUCCAAUGUGGACUUGUAUCUUGAUGGACGUCUCAUCACCUCAGUGCAGGGAGAUGGUGUGAUUGUGUCCACACCUACAGGCAGCACAGCGUAUGCAGCUGCAGCAGGAGCCUCAAUGAUUCACCCCAACGUUCCUGCCAUCAUGGUCACUCCCAUCUGCCCACACUCGCUCUCCUUCAGGCCAAUUGUGGUCCCUGCUGGAGUGGAGUUAAUGAUCACCUUGUCUCCUGAUGCAAGGAACACCGCCUGGGUGUCGUUUGACGGCAGGAAGAGACAGGAGAUCCAGCAUGGAGACUGUAUUAAGAUCACUACGUCUUGUUACCCGGUGCCAUCUAUUUGUUGUCAUGACCUGGUGUAUGACUGGUUUGAGAGUCUGGCUCAGUGUUUGCAUUGGAAUGUACGCAAGAGGCAAGCCCGACUCGCUGACGUCUCAGACUCAUCCGACACAGAAAACUGAAGUUUUGGGUGUGUUUCCUGGCAAAAGACAUUCAGCCAACACUCUCCACAGUAGUGGAGUGAGAAUGAGUGGGUCAGGUUUGUGUCUAUGGCCUAACCUGUGUGACACUGGUCCUUUGAACAGCAUGAUCGUACUGUGUAUACAAUGUUUUGCACACAGUCAUCAUCUCAUUGCAUUCCAGUGCGUACACUUCAGUUUCAUAUGUAGCUUCUAGGAAGAAAGCAUGUUUCUCCUUUACAAGAGAAGAAAUUAUCUACAUGAUUAAUGCAAUGUGAAUUAUGAUGACCACCUAAAGCUCCUCAUGAAUAUUUCUGUAAACUGUUUCACUUUGAACACUUAAUCAUAAAUGCAAUGUUAAGUGUUAGAGGUGUACAAGGUACUGGCAGCAAUUCAUUAGAAAAACAUGAAUAAAGCUGUCUACCUAUAAAUCAAUUUGUAAAUUUGUACAUAUAGAAUUUUAGUAUGAAUGUAUUUAAUGUCAUAUGAAUGUGAUAUUUAUAUAUUUUCAAAACAGGAGUUUGGAAUAGUUGGAAAACAGGCCAAUUUAAAACUUGUCAAGUCAACCACAUACAACUGUAAGUGACUGUAUUCUGUUGUACAAAAUUUUGUACAAUCCAGAGCAUACAUUCUCUAUGUGCACACACGUACAAUCUGUCGGUUGCCUUCAAAACUUUUCUGCCUGAGUUUAAAUACAAAUCACAUUGCAUGUAGUAGGACUGAGGUGAAGAAUCAUAAACUAGCUGUAAUUUUCAUGAUUGAUAAACUGCCAUAUUGUCAAAGGAUGUGGCAGAAGGUGGUAAAAUAAAGCUUAAAAACUGUUGAACA